AGAGGUAAACUUAACCUCGCUCUGCUUCCACCACACCUUUAAUACAAACCGCGGUAACGCGCAGAGACGCGCGUGCACGAGCCGAACCUAAUACAGCUCUGACUGAACAAAACCGCUGGAGAGAGAGAGAGAGGAGGAGGAGGAGGAGGAGGAGGAGGGAGAGAGAGAGAGAGAGAGAGAGAGAACGAGCCUUUCCGCAGUUGUCUUGUAUCUUGUGGUGUUUGUGAUUCACAGGAAGGUAAAAGGUGGUGUUUAAACACUCAGCAGUUACACCGAGCCUCGUCAGGGCGAUUAAUUGUCCGCAGGCGGAAGGUUUGGAUGAACAAAGCGUGUUCGAUGGGAGAUGAUUGGACGUGUCCUGGGCUGCUGCGUGUCCUUGUUGUGGUGUUGUGAGAAGAGGAAUGCCUCUGAGAGAAUCUGCCUUCCCUAAUGGCUUCGUCGAGGCUCUUCAUGCCCUGGGAUGGGGCCUCGUCUUCCCCUGCUUCUGGUUCCUGGACCGACUCAUUGCCGUGUGUGUGUCCACGACACCGGAGCGCAGGCGGAGACUUGAGGAACAGUGCUUCCUCCACCCUCUCAAGGUCUUUCUUGGCUUCUUGCUCUUUUUCUUCUUGUUUAUGGUCUCGGCACCGUUUGCUUUGUUGGGUUUCCUGUUGUGGGCGCCGCUCCAGUGCGCUCGUCGUCCCUUCUCUUAUAUGCGGCGGGAGGCGACAAUAAAGCUGCAUGACCGUAACGCUGGAUGGGAGGAGUCUGGAAAGGUGACGUUUGGGUUUUUAAGUGCUAAUCUGUGCCUCCUGCCUGGGGGACUGGCACGCUUUAAUAACCUGGCUCACACGCAGCAGAGGGCACACGUCAUCGGGCGCAACAUCGUGCAGGGCGUCAGCCGGCCGCAUAUCCGCAUUUUCAUCGACUCACCCAGUAGCUGCGGAGCCUUGAGCCCAUCGUCCAGCCUCCUGAACUCAGGCUCUGCCUCCUACGGCACCACUAAUGCUCAGACACAGCCAGCGACACUAGAGCAGGACGGAGACGUUCCUACAAAUGUACCGUCAGAAGAACAGGCUGUGAAUGCUGAUAAAGAAAUCCUCCAAACGUCCACAGAUGGCGCCGUGGCAAGCAAUCACACGCACGAACUCCAGGUGAACGGAAGCCACGUGAAGCCUUUAGGAGCGUUACACACGCCUCUGGAGGUGUCAGCUCUGUUUCCAGCCGAUGUGGACAUCCUGUGCCUGCAGGAAGUCUUUGAUAAGAGGGCGGCGGCCAAAUUGGCUGAGAUUUUGUCUCCGCUCUUUGGUCACAUCCUGUAUGAUGUGGGCGUGUACGCCUGCAGCUCCGGCUCCUGCUUUAAGUUCUUCAACAGCGGCUUGUUGGUGGCCAGUCGCUACCCGGUGAUGGAGGCACAGUACCGCUGCUUCCCCAACGGACGAGGGGAGGACGCUCUUGCUGCUAAGGGCCUGCUGUCUCUGAAGGUACAAACUGGGCUACAGACAGGAGAGAAGAACAUGGUGGGGUUUUUUAACUGCACUCAUCUUCACGCUCCACAAGGGGAAGGAGCCGUUCGGUGUGAGCAGAUGGACAUGAUCACCAAGUGGAUGGAGGAGUUCCAGAGCGCAAGCAGGCAGCAGGACGAGGUGGUGGUGUUCGACGUGCUCUGUGGAGACUUCAACUUCGACAACUGCUCUCCGGAUGAUGAUCUGGAGCAGAAACACACUCUGUUUAAUGACUACACGGAUCCUUGCAGAGCCGCAGCAGGACGAGAGAAACCCUGGGCUAUAGGGACUCUGUUACAGCAGCCUACGUUGUAUGAUGAAGAAGUGAACAGUCCAGAUAACCUGCAGAGGACUCUGGAAAAUGAAGAGGUGCGUAAACUGUACCUGGCGCCCCCCGUACCCCGGGGCGACACCCCCCUGGUGUACCCUGAACCUGGGGAGGCCUGGGUGGGCCGCCGCAUCGACUACCUCCUCUACAGAGAGAGCACACUGACUGACUGCUGGUGUACGGAGGUUGAGGAGUUUACAUACGUGACUCAGCUGGCUACAUUAACAGAUCACAUCCCUGUCGGCCUGAGACUCAGUGUCACACUCAACUCCUCAGGCUCAUGAGCUGUAGCAUGUAGCAUGUCACACUCACACACUCACACACACACUCACACACACACACACACACACACACACACACACACACACACACACACACACACACACACUCACACACUCACUCACACACACACACACACACACACUCACACUCACACACUCACACACUCACACACACACACUCACAUACACACAUACACACUCACAUACACACACACACACACACACACUCACACACACACUGCAUCUGACCUGCUGCUCUUUCAGUUUAUAGGAAUAAAUGAUUUUAUAUAUAUGUAGCUAAAUUGUAAUGUAUCUGUGAUUAUCAGGUGAGAAAGCUGUCAGUUCUGUCGUUAUAAUGUUAUAAAGACACUUUCAUGCUUUGGGGUUAAAUACUAAUGAAUGAAAUGAAAUGAAAAUUUUGCACUUCUGCAGCAUGGAUUGUAUUCAAGACAUAAAAUAACAUUAAAUAAAUUAAAGACAUUAAAUAAAUUAAAGACAUUAAAUAAAUUAAAGACAUUAAAUAAAUUAAAGACAUGACUCCUGCAUGGUUUAGAGGCACCGAGAGCACCGACGUCACUGGCAAUAAAUCACAACUUUUUGCAACCUUUUUUGUUUGUUUGUUUGUUUGUUUUUUCAUGCACACAGAUGAUUGAUGAACUAUUUUAAUAAAAAUGUGAUGCUUUUCAAA
Tachysurus fulvidraco (yellow catfish) is the source of this 2781-nucleotide messenger RNA. RefSeq names its product sphingomyelin phosphodiesterase 5 (gene smpd5). Gene Ontology annotation, molecular function: sphingomyelin phosphodiesterase activity. The coding region runs from base 402 to 2096 and encodes 564 amino acids. Gene Ontology annotation, cellular component: extracellular region; cytoplasm. Gene Ontology annotation, biological process: sphingomyelin metabolic process. Lineage: Eukaryota; Metazoa; Chordata; Actinopteri; Siluriformes; Bagridae. The transcript is spliced from 8 exons. The record is from RefSeq and is a predicted model, not a curated record.